UUCUAUACCUAGAUAGAAGAGAUAGACGAGCAAUGCUUGCUGAUUACCAGAUAGGCAAUCCCCGAUGCCAAGAGAUAUGAUUAUCUUGCGUCGAAUGUAACGAUGGGGUAGGAAUAAAACAGGUUAUACAUGAGGAGUUACUGGUAUAGUCCCCAACUAUUCGGAUCUAAUGAGGUUUAAGUCUAUUCCCUUAAUUCCUUCCCCCACUCUUCAGAGUUAUACCGCGACAUAGCGUCUCGAGGGCUGCAUGAGAUACUCAUAUGAGGGGUCAAGCUUAUAAGCAUCUCUCCACUUAAAUACUUUCUAUGUAAUGUCUAUUAUUAGAUAGGUAGGUAGACAAACGUUUGAAUAUGGGCAGUAUUGAAGAAUCAACGACUAAGUCCUGGCAGGAAUUGCAAGCCGCAAAAAAAGCUGAGCAGGAUUCAAGAAUACCAGCAGAAUGGAAGUUGAAACCGGAAGACAUUCCGCCGGAGGACACAGUUGACCUCCGCCCCUUUGUUAACACAUACAAUAUAUUAUCUCCGGCUGAGCUGGCAAUUACAAGUGAGGAAUACGAUGCAACAUCUUUGGCGGCCGCCAUUGCCACAGGCAAAUUCACAGCCGUAGAGGUCGUGACGGCAUUCUGCAAACGUGCUGCGAUAGGCCAUCAGCUCUGCAACAUGCUGACGGAAAUCAUGUUCGCGGAUGCAAUAGAGCGAGCCAAAGAACUAGACAACAUCUUCAAAAGCACGGGGAAGGUAGUCGGACCUCUGCAUGGGGUUCCUAUGACUUUUAAGGAGUGCUUUCAUUUCAAGGGGUACGACUCGACGAACGGGUACAUGUCUCGGGUCUUCCAGCCGGCCGACCGCACGUCACCUUUACCGGAACUCUUGCAAGCUGCUGGGGCGGUAAUCAUUUCCAAGACGAAUGUACCACAGACGAUGCUGGUUGCGGAGAGCCAUAAUAAUGUAUUUGGGCGCACGAAGAACCCCGUGAACUCCCGCCUGACAUGUGGUGGAAGUAGCGGUGGCGAGGGUGCAAGCCAGGCCUUUCGCUGCAGUGCUCUCGGCGUCGGAACUGACGUAGGCGGAUCGGUGAGGAUACCGGCUGCUUGUAAUGGCGUCUAUGGGUACAAGCCAAGCUCCGGGAUCAUCCCCAUGAUCGGGUAUUCCUACUCCGGCUGGACGGGCUCCAACACCGGGAUUCCGGCUGUGACCGGUCCUUUGGGUCAUUCCGUGCGUGACCUUGAUCUGUUCACUCGCAUUGUCAGGGACACGAAGCCUUGGAAUUUUGACCCUGCCGUCAUUCCGAAUAUCAUGGAACUUGGCACCACAGCGACGCGGAAACCCAUCGUCGGUGUUAUCCACGCAUCUGGCCUUACGCCUCACCCGCCGGUCCGCCGGGCCCUACGAGAAGCCGUAGCCAGGCUCUCAGCAGCCGGGUUCGAGAUCAGGGACUUCAAUCCGCCGGACUUCAUCGGCAUCCGCGAUAUAUCAGAGCAGCUGUUCACGCUAGACGGGCUCUCGUUCCCAAGACAAGAAUUCGCCAAGUCGGGCGAGCCGAUCGUGCCUAGCGUCAAGAAGAUCGGGUUCCUGGAUCUCCCGCGGAAGACCCAGGAGGAGGCUUGGCAGUGGAAUACCAAGAAAUUGGGGAUUCAGAAGCAGAUGCUGGAUGAGUGGCAGAGGGUGGGUUGCGAUGUCGUUCUGGCUCCUGCUGGUCCGCAUACGGCGGUGUUGCCGGGGGAUUGGACGAGCGAUAUUUACACCGUGGCUUGGAAUGUGGUCGAUUAUCCUGCUAUCAUCAUCCCCUUCACGCAUGCCGAUCCGGCUCUCGACCCCGUGGAUGCCGAGUUCAGGCCUUUGCACGAUGUCGACCAGAAGAACCAGGAUAUGUAUAACCCGGAGCUUUUCAAAGGUGCGCCUGUGGCAUUGCAGAUUGUUGGUCCGAGAUUAGGGGACAAGCAACUACUCAAGGACGUCGAGCUCCUUGACAGUGUACUGAACGGUACUGCUUGAUCCACUUGAAUUCUCGACGUGUUUGAUCUUUGGCCUACUCGCAUCUGUCUCUUGUUGGCAUCUGACCGCAGGAUAGUGCGUUCGUUGCUCGGCCACCAGCUUUUCCAGCUGGUCUUAAAGCAAACUAACGAAGGUAUCUUUUAUUAGAACCCUUGGUAGUCUAGUUGGUUAUGGCGUUCGGCUGUAAUUGUGAACAUGAUUGUUACCGAAAAGUCACCGGUUCGAUUCCGGUCCGAGGGAUCAUAUUUUUUUGUUGUCAUGUUCGUGUCUGUUACUGCUUGUGCUUGUGCUUGGAUCCGGGCUUUGAUACUCUAAGAAGUGUAAUAGUAGCGAGGGCUAGGGUUAAUUAAGCCUUUAUUUAUUUUAGUCUUAGUGCAACGUCUAGCGUCGAAUUGUAGCCUUAUUUUCAGCUGUGGAUUUUCUAUGAGCUAAAAAGGGGGUAAAUGUGAGGCUACUUUUGGGGUUGUUGGAUUUAUAAGUCGCAUGCGAGGAUGGACAUCUAGGAUUAUCUAAAGACGAAUAUGAGACUUGACUUUUGACGUGUCC
Messenger RNA from Daldinia loculata, 2540 nucleotides. Its product is annotated as amidase. Bases 351 to 1994 code for a protein of 547 amino acids. The transcript has 3 exons. NCBI's taxonomy places the organism in Eukaryota, Fungi, Ascomycota, Sordariomycetes, Xylariales, Hypoxylaceae. The record is from RefSeq and is a predicted model, not a curated record.